CUGUUGGAAGCGGAAUAUCACUUAUCUUAUCGUACAUGGAGACCGACGAUGGGGGUAAGGGGGAAGGAGGUUGGCACAGACGCACACACAUUCACACGCAAACGCACCGACACACACACACACACACACACACGCAUAGUCCUUCCGAUCAGACCUCAGCCAUCCCUCGUCUCUUUUCCUCGUAAUCGAAGCACCAUCGAGGCCUAAGAAGCUGUCGUGGGCGUGUCUGUGUGUCUGUGUGGCUUGACUCGUGAUAACGGCGACCUGUAGUGCUCUCCUCGGCACCCGACGCAUCGUUCUUUGGUCUUCCUUUCCUCGCUCUUGUUUUGGCGUUUGUUCUGCUCGUCUCCUCGCGGCGUGACGUGGAAGAGAUGAGCGAGAAGGUGCAGCGCGCCAUCUCCAGCGGCGUGGUGGUGCGGACACAGAGCGGCUACAGGUGCGAGGUGUGUAACAAGAGCUUGACGGAGGUCGAACUCGAACCCCACCUGCGAGGGAAGGACCACUUCAAUAACCUCGCCUGGGAAGCGCUGAGGAGCCCCGCCCCCCAUCCCUUCCUCCUCGAUGACAUUCCUCGUGUCGUGCUUGAAGCCAAGCAAAGAAAUGAACUGGAACUUGUAGACAAAACGGUCUUCUCCUACAGAUGCCUCGUGUGCCCCAAGAGGCCUCUCUCCAACGGGAUAAGGCCGCUGGAGACUCACUUGAAGGGGAGAGAACACGAGAAUGCUCAGAAGACGAUGAACUUUUCCCCCAUAUCUCCUUACGAUCCCAAUCCUCUGCCCAGUGCUGUCCCCCACCUGCAGCUGCCGACCCCCAGUCAAGCUUCAAACAUUCAAAACACUCAGCCAAGCUUCGCCUCUCGAAACCCAGAACGAGAGCAAUACCAGUCCCCACCUGGGCAGCAUCCCUCUCACGCACAAGCCCAGUACCCUCCAACAGAUGGUCUCCAGCCUCGAUACCCUUCAGUUGACCCUCAAUACCCUUCUCCUAUGCACCACUAUAACCCAACACCACAGCCGUACCAGGCACUACUCGAGAGCCAGUAUCCCCCCAUCAACCAGCCCCCAGCGAGUGGUGGCUUGGUCGGAGAAACAGGACCCGAGCUGCAGCGUGCCCUGGACGAGGGCACGGUGCAGAGGGGUGACGGGCAAACGUUCAAGUGCCGCGUCUGCGCCAUAAGCUCCACCGGAGUCGCCCCGUGUCUAGAGCACCUGAGAAGCGCCAAACACAAAAAGAAGGCGCAGGCGCGGACGCAGCAAUCACUACCUCCCAACAAUCCACCUCAGCAGCAAUACCCAGCCUCCCAGGUCCAGUAUACCACCAGUUCUCAUGCCCCAGCGAGCACUUUGCCCCACGCUUAUGAAGUAGGCACCUUCAGGCAAAACUCUCCAUUGCCUGCUGCAGCCAGUCUCCACGCCUUACCAUUGUCGAGUGGUGGCUUGGCCGGUGCCGCAGGACUUGACCCCGAGCUACAGCGUGCCCUGGGCGAGGGCGUGAUGGAGAGGGACGACGGCCAAGGCUUCAGGUGCCGCGUUUGCGACAAGAACUUAACCGGAGCCGCCCCUUGUCUUGAGCACUUGAGGAGCGACAGACACAAAGGGAGGGAGAGGACGGGGACGCAGCAACCACUUCCUGAUUUUGGACGGCUAACGAUACGUGGCGACCAAGUGCCCGGGAGCAACUUUGAUUCGCUGCCGAUCGGCGUUGGGAGAACAGUGGAUCAGGCUGACGGCUCGUGGGUGUUCCCGUGGCGGGUGAUGACGGGGACGGGACCUUUUCUUCCGUCUGAAAGAGUGUACCGCAACCUCUCGAUGCCCCGCGGCCUGGUGCUCAUCUUCAACUACUGCUUCCCCGGACACGGACGACAAGAGCGACACGGCGCCAAACGGGACUCCUUUAAUAUCAAAACGCUGUUUCACCGCAUGGGCUACCUUGUGUAUCUAUACGAAGAUCUGAGGAAGUCCGAGACGGAGCGGGCCCUCGCCAGCACCCAGAACAACCCCUGCCUGAAAGAUUACGGCUGCCUUAUCGUGUUCAUUCUGAGCCACGGGAAGGACGACCAGAUUUUCUUCACCGCCAGCGGGCUUGAGGAAGAUUGCAUGAGGCUGGAUGACGUGCGUUACAGAUUCACGGACACCGGAUGUCCAGCCCUCAAGGGUAAACCCAAGCUGUUUUUCGUCAACUUUUGUCGCAACAAACGGCAGACCGGCUACGACGGCAUGUCGCCCCCGCAUUUGGAGCCGCUGGACAUGAUGACCCUGUAUUCCUGCAUCAACACCUUCCAGACGCCGCGAGACCCAGAGCUUGGCACCUUCUUCGUGCAGGCGUGGUGCGAGGUGCUGGCCGCCCACGCCCACGACGAGGAGUUGCUUGAACUUCACUUCCGCGUUUCUCAACUCAUGCGGGAAAUGAAUGGCUCUGUUCCUGAGCAACAGGGAUACCACUUCAAAAAGUUUUAUUUUAACCCAGUCCAUGUGCAAUAGUGACUCCAGGCCGCCAGGAAGACCCUGAUGAACCAAAGGCCCAUGGACCCCUAGACACACACACACACACACACACACACACACACACACACACACACACACACACACACACACACACACACACACACACACACACACCCACUCACACACACACACACACACACACACACACACACACACACACACACACACACACACACACACACACACACACACACACACACACACACACACACACACACACACACACACACACACACACACACACACACACACACACACACAUUUAUUCACUCACACUUAUUUUACGUUCAGAGGUGAACGGUGCACUGCUUAAAAUGUUAGAGGAUGAGUGAUUUUUUUUUCUGAUUUAUUAAAAUUCUUUAAAAAUUGCAUGAACCGACCAUGAUUUCUCUGCAGCCGCCAACUUAACAAUAUUGUUUCCUCUUCGUGUUGGUCUGCUCACCUGCCCGCCGCGGGUGGCCUUGAGGGUGAGCAUCCUUGUGGUCAGGCGAGGUGUCCAUUGUGUAUCCCGAUCGACCUUUUUACCUGUUGGUCCGUGGCAGACUGCAUUUUAAGGAAAGUUGUAAGUCUUAAUUAACAGUAAAGUUAUUCAGUUG
This is a messenger RNA of Eriocheir sinensis (Chinese mitten crab), 3100 nucleotides long. RefSeq lists its product as uncharacterized. The transcript is spliced from 6 exons. The record is from RefSeq and is a predicted model, not a curated record. Gene Ontology annotation, molecular function: cysteine-type endopeptidase activity; nucleic acid binding; zinc ion binding. The coding region runs from base 372 to 2480 and encodes 702 amino acids. NCBI's taxonomy places the organism in Eukaryota, Metazoa, Arthropoda, Malacostraca, Decapoda, Varunidae. Gene Ontology annotation, biological process: proteolysis.